AUGGCGUUCGCCGCUCGCGACGCCCUGCAGGGGUUGUUGUUCGACGUUGAGUCCAAUGCGGUGCUGCGAGCGGAAAUGGCCAAGAAGAACCUAUUCAGGAAAAAAGGUGCUGAAGAUCCUGCCAAGAGGCUCCGUGUCGCUGACGCGUUGACCUCGUCCUACGUGGUUCCUGGAGCGGCUUCUUAUGAUCCCUAUGGUGCUGCUGCGGCAGCCGCGUUUGCAGCAGCAGCUGUGGGCUCGGCUCCUGCUGCUGUCAUGCCGCGCACUGUAGCAUCGACAUACACUCCCUCCAAGGUGUACAAGGACAACCCGCCCUGCAACACACUCUACAUCGGCAAUCUCAGCCCAUUCGUCAACGAAACAGAGAUUCUCAGUGUCUUUGGCACGCAACCAGGCUAUGUGCAAAUGAAGCUGACGAGGCAAGGCGUCACCAACACAUGCUGCUUCGUGCAAUACUCGGACAUAGCAUCAGCAUCAGCCGUGCACGCAGCACUGCAAGGCACCUCCCUGGCAUCAUCCGAUAGAGGCCCUAUCCGAAUUCAAUUCUCCAAGAACCCCCUCGGAGUCAAGGGGCCGGGCUUCGGGGGAGGGAUGGGGGGAGUGGGCGGAGUGGGCGGAGUGGGCGGAGUGGGGGAGUUUGGGGGCGCUGUGAAGAGUGAGAUAGGCCCAGUGGCGGAGCCGCCACCAGCAGGGACGGACGGUGGAGCAGGGGGGGCAGGAGGGGUGGGAGGAGGGGCGAUCAAGGCAGAAGAGGCAGCUGCAGCGGCGUUGGCUGCAGCCAGUGGGUUGACCUAG
Molecule: messenger RNA, 795 nt
Organism: Closterium sp. Yama58-4
Lineage: Eukaryota; Viridiplantae; Streptophyta; Zygnematophyceae; Desmidiales; Closteriaceae
Source: the annotation of a GenBank genome assembly